Molecule: messenger RNA, 2628 nt
Organism: Mucor velutinosus
Lineage: Eukaryota; Fungi; Mucoromycota; Mucoromycetes; Mucorales; Mucoraceae
Exons: 5
Coding region: 1-2628 (875 amino acids)
Biological process (GO): double-strand break repair via break-induced replication; DNA replication; mitotic DNA replication initiation
Cellular component (GO): MCM complex; nucleus
Molecular function (GO): ATP binding; single-stranded DNA binding; single-stranded DNA helicase activity
Source: RefSeq, a predicted model, not a curated record
AUGAGUAGCCACAAUCAAUUACCAUCAGACAACAUCCCUGAUACACCAGGACGUUAUUACGGUCGUCGUACUGAUAUGCUCUCAUCUCAAAUCGAACCUAGUUCUCCUGGAUUCUAUGCUCGCACACCUGGCUCACCGUCAGCUCGUAACAGACACAGACGCUCUGAACUAUCAUCUACAUUGCUAGGCGAUGAUAUUGGAGCUACCUCGCCCUUAGCCUACCCCUCUACUCCAUUGCGUUCAAGCUACGACUCACCUCGCACUCCUCGUAGCAAUGCUACUUAUCAGCGCAAUACACCCUUUGUGCCCAACACACCUGGUGCUCGUCCCUUAUCUUCAUUGCAAAACAUGGACACGCAAGAAAGCGACCCUUCUCUCUCUGUUAGACUCAUUUGGGGUACUACUGUCAAUAUCCAUGAAGCCAUGACCAGCUUCCGUAACUUUCUCAACAAUUUUACUCUGGCUCACCGUAAACGCAAGGAUUUCGAAGCUAUUACUGACGAGGACCAUCGACCCUUUUACCAAUUACUUUUGCAACACGUUUACGAAACAAACAGCACCAAUGUUAACUUGGAUUGCCGCAAUUUAAGAGCUUAUAACGACACACGCAAACUGUAUGAUCAACUCGUCAAGUAUCCUCAAGAAAUUAUCCCAUUGAUGGAUCACACCAUCACUGAAUUCUACAUGGGCUUGUUUCCCGACGUUGAUUUCGGUAGACUUCAAUUGAAGAUUCGUCCCUACAACUUGGAAGACAGUGUGAAUAUGAGAGAAUUGGACCCUCAAAAUGUCGAUCAGCUGAUCACCAUCAAGGGCUUGAUGAUUCGUGCUUCACCCAUCAUUCCAGACAUGAAGGAGGCCUUUUUCCGUUGUUUGAUCUGUGAUUACACUGUUACAGUCAAUGUGGACCGUGGAAGAAUUCUGGAACCCACGCGUUGUGGCAGAGAGUCCUGUGAUUCACAAAACUCAAUGACUUUGGUACACAACCGUUGUCUGUUCUCUGACAAGCAAGUAGCUAGAAUCCAAGAGACACCAGAUGUGGUUCCUGAUGGCCAAACACCUCAGACAGUGACCAUGUGCUUGUAUGACGAUUUGGUGGAUGUUGGUAAGCCAGGUGACAGAUUGGAGGUAACAGGUAUCUUCCGUGGUGUUCCUGUCAGAGUCAACCCCAAGCAAAGAACCAUUCGUUCUCUCUUUAGAACGUAUUUGGACGUGGUUCAUAUCAAGCGCACAGACAAGAAGCGUAUGCAAAUCGACAAGAGUUUCCGUUCUGAAUUUGGCGCUGAAGUUUAUGAGGAAAGUGAUGAAAUUCAAGUCGUCUCCAACAAUGACGAGCAAGAAAUUCUGGCUCUGAGUCGACGCAACAACUUGUACGACUGUUUAGCUCGAUCACUGGCACCUAGUAUCUACGAGUUGGAUGAUGUCAAGAAGGGUAUUUUGCUGCAAUUGUUUGGUGGUGCUCACAAGACGUUCAAAAAGUCAGGUGCUCCUCAUUUCAGAGGUGAUAUCAAUGUGUUGCUGGUGGGUGAUCCAGGUACCAGUAAAUCUCAACUGCUUCAAUAUGUACACAAAAUUGCACCCCGUGGUGUCUACACAUCUGGUAAGGGCUCCUCUGCAGUUGGUUUAACAGCCUACAUUACAAGAGACCCUGAUUCUCGUCAAUUGGUAUUGGAGAGUGGUGCACUUGUACUCAGUGAUGGCGGUAUUUGCUGUAUCGAUGAGUUUGAUAAGAUGUCUGACGCUACACGAUCUGUGUUGCAUGAAGUGAUGGAACAGCAGACUAUUUCGGUGGCUAAGGCUGGCAUCAUUACGACACUCAAUGCCAGAACCUCCAUCUGUGCUUCAGCCAAUCCUAUCGGAUCAAGAUGGAACAAAAACUUGUCUGUGCCCGCUAAUCUCGAUUUACCGCCACCCCUUUUGUCUAGAUUCGAUUUGCUCUAUUUAAUUCUGGAUCGUGUUGAUGAGGAUUCGGAUCGUCGUCUCGCCAAACACUUGGUCGCCUUGUACAUGGAAGACAACCCAUUGACAGGCGGUAGUGACAUUGUCAGUGUAGAGUUGCUGACGAAAUACAUUACUUACGCAAGAGAAAAGGUGCAACCCGUGUUGAGUGAAGAAGCAGGAUCUCGGUUAGUGGAUCAUUAUGUCGAGCUUCGUAGACAAGGCCAAGAUCGCGGUGGAUCUGAAAAGCGUGUUACAGCAACUACGCGUCAAUUGGAGUCCAUGAUUCGUAUGUCCGAAGCACAUGCUAGAAUGAGAAUGUCUGCAACUGUGGAUGUGGAAGAUGUCAAUGAGGCAUCUCGACUCUUGCGUGAAGCCAUCAAGGAGUACGCAACUGAUCCAAAAACCGGCCGCAUUGAUAUGGAUCUCAUUUUAUCGGGCACAGCAUCACAUGAGCGCAACCUUCAAAACAGCAUCAAGGAAGCAUUACUCUCUAAAUUAUCAUCUUAUUCCAAUGGACGUGUUGAUUAUGCCAAGUUAUUCAAGGACUUUAAUGAGCAAAGCCAAGUGCCCGUGGAUAAUAAAACUUUUGAAGAAGUUCUCAAGUCGUUACAAGACCAAAAUGUUAUUAAUAUCUCUGGCGAGGGUCGUAAGCGUGCUAUCCGCAUUCUAACAGCGAGCGCAGAUGCUUAA